AUGGCGGUGCCGGUGUCGGUGCCGGCGCUGAUGCCGGUGUCGGUGCCGGUGUUGAUGGCGGGGCCGGUGUCGGUGCCGGCGCCGGCGCUGAUGCCGGUGUCGGUGCCGGUGUCGGUGCCGGUGCCGGUGCUGAUGCCGGUGUCGGUGCCGGUGCUGGUGCCGGUGUUGAUGGCAGUGCCGGUGUCGGUGCCGGUGCCGGCGCUGAUGCCGGUGUCGGUGCCGGCGCUGAUGCCGGUGUCGUACGCGCUCGUGAGGGACGUGGUGGCGGCGCUGCGGCGGCACCGCAUGCACGAGCAGCAGUUCCGGCACGCGCCGCUCCUCGUGCUCAGCAACUUCGGCCUGCCGCACAUCCACGUCAAGCUCAUGGCCACCGUCUUCCAGAACAUGUUCCCCUCCAUCAACGUGCACCAGGUCAACCUCAACAGCAUCAAGCGCUGCCUGCUCAUCAGCUACGACUCCGACUCGCAGCUCCUGGACCUGCGGCACUACAGCAUCAAGGUGGUGCCCGUGGGCGUCAGCAAGGGCCUCAAGAAGCUGCUGCAGGAGAAGUUCCCCAACAUGAGCCGCCUGGAGGACAUCAGCGAGCUGCUGGUCAAGUGA
Molecule: messenger RNA, 600 nt
Organism: Nothoprocta perdicaria
Lineage: Eukaryota; Metazoa; Chordata; Aves; Tinamiformes; Tinamidae
Gene: PPAN
Product: peter pan homolog
Exons: 4
Coding region: 1-600 (199 amino acids)
Biological process (GO): ribosomal large subunit assembly; rRNA processing
Cellular component (GO): preribosome, large subunit precursor
Molecular function (GO): rRNA binding
Source: RefSeq, a predicted model, not a curated record